AUGGAAGUGGCCAACCAAUCCAUUGUAGCAGGAUUUGCCUUGCUGGGGCUGUCAGAUCAGCCAAAGCUGGAGAAAAUGUUCUCUGUGCUCAUCGUGCUGAUGUACAUGGUGAUCCUACUGGACGACGGGGUCCCCAUCCUGGUGACCACACUUGACUCCCACCUGCACACGCCCAUGUACUUUUUCCUGGGGAACCUCUCUUUCCUGGACACCUGCUACACAACCUCUUCCAUCCCUCUAGUCCUGGAUGGCUUCCUGACCCCCCAGGAAACCAUCUCCUUCUCAGCCUGUGCUCUGCAGAAUUUUCUCUCCUUUGCCAUAGGAGCCUGUUAUGAGAGAAAUGAAGGACUCAUGUUUGUGCUGUGUGACACUGACCCUACCUAG
Diceros bicornis minor is the source of this 384-nucleotide messenger RNA. Its product is annotated as putative olfactory receptor 13C6. Gene Ontology annotation, biological process: G protein-coupled receptor signaling pathway. Gene Ontology annotation, molecular function: olfactory receptor activity. Gene Ontology annotation, cellular component: membrane. The transcript is spliced from 2 exons. Bases 1 to 384 code for a protein of 127 amino acids. The record is from RefSeq and is a predicted model, not a curated record. Lineage: Eukaryota; Metazoa; Chordata; Mammalia; Perissodactyla; Rhinocerotidae.